UUUUUUUUUUCCAGGGUGCCUGCCGGGCGGUGAGUGAUGACGCCAUCAUUGUGUGUAUGUCAAUGAGAGGCAGUCCGGAAGUGCAGCUCCUUGGAAUUGUACGUGUCGGGAUGUAAAUGCGAACCACGAAACAAGCGCCUAAAAACAAAACCAUUAUUACAGCGAGAUAUCAUCAACCGUGUGCGAUUUAGAGAGCGCUCAGCAUUGCAUAGCAAAGAGCGAGUCGACACUGCACCGUGUGCCACGGACAGCUAUUCAUAAACAGGCUCCGGUCGCUGUGUCUCUCUGUCUUGGUUAUGAUGCCGGCUCGCAGCAGUGUGUCCGCAGGGAUCCCCAGCAGUAAGGUGAAGUACUCCAAACUGGCAGACAGUGAUGAGAGUUACAUCGACCUGCAGUUUAAGAAGAGCCCCCCCAGGGUUCCCUACAAGGCCAUCGCCCUCGCUACCAUCCUCUUCCUCAUUGGCUCGCUGCUCAUCAUCAUCGGGGCUCUGCUGCUGUCCGGGUACAUCGACGUCACGAACCAUGACCGGACCUGGCCCGUGCUCAUCAUUGGGAUUCUGGUUUUCCUGCCCGGGUUCUAUCACCUGCGCAUCGCUUACUACGCCUCCAAGGGUUACCGUGGUUACUCCUACGAGGACAUUCCGGACUUCGACUGAAAUGCGGACCGGACGUUCUGAAAGCGAAUUUAUUUCAUCUGGACAUUGUUGGUACCAAAGCAAAGUGAAUUAGGAUACAGAAAACUGCUAGAGACAGACCCUGAUGAGUGUUCCUUACCUGUACCCAGCCCCGUUCAGAAAGAGCCCUCUUCUCUUCUCCCCUCAAUAUCCAGCUGAAAAGGCUGUCAGGCACAAAGAGGCCACAGCUCACUGUAAUGAAGCAGCUGCACUAAGACAUUCAGUUCAGUCUGUGCUGAAGCAGGAGUGUCUCUGGUGUUCGCUAGCCUGGGAGUGACGUGUGAAACGUGUGUCCCGUGCAGUAGCUGAUCUGUCGUAUUCAUUCAUUUCGCUUCACGAAGUCGAAUGAAACCUGCUGCAUAAUGUUAUCUUAACACAUCGAAUUCCACACAACUCUUUCCAUGUUACCUUCCAAAUACAUAACCGAAUAAUGUGACUUCGAAAUCCAACUGUGUCUUCCGGUAGACUUUUGCGAUAUCAUUUUGUAGUGUCUUUGAUCACAUGAUGUGAAAUAAAAGAUCUAAAUGAUGUUCAUUAUUAUUAUUAUUAUUAUUAUUAUUAUUAUUAUUAUUAUUUUUAAAUGAUGUCUCAGAGUUCUAGGUGAUGCAAGUCUUUUGGCCAGAGCUGUGUCAUUCAUUUUCUAUUUCAAACAGAAUGGUUUGUUUAGUGAUUCUCGUUUGUGUGCUUAAUUACAAUCUCUUACUCUAGAUUUGUACAUCAUCUGAAUGUGUGGAGUAGUGGUUAGGGGCUCUGGACUCCUGACCGGAGGGUCGUGGGUUCAAUCCCAGGUGGGGGACACUGCUGCUGUACCCUUGAGCAAGGUACUUUACCUAGAUUGCUCCAGUAAAAACCCAACUGUAUAAAUGGGUAAUUGUAUGUAAAAAUAAUGUGAUAUCUUGUAACAAUUGAAAUUCGCCCUGGAUAAGGGCGUCUGCUAAGAAAUAAAUAAAAAUAUUAUACUGAAA
Molecule: messenger RNA, 1639 nt
Organism: Acipenser ruthenus (sterlet)
Lineage: Eukaryota; Metazoa; Chordata; Actinopteri; Acipenseriformes; Acipenseridae
Product: transmembrane protein 230-like
Exons: 4
Coding region: 297-656 (119 amino acids)
Biological process (GO): synaptic vesicle transport
Cellular component (GO): endomembrane system; synaptic vesicle
Source: RefSeq, a predicted model, not a curated record